Molecule: messenger RNA, 1552 nt
Organism: Ctenocephalides felis (cat flea)
Lineage: Eukaryota; Metazoa; Arthropoda; Insecta; Siphonaptera; Pulicidae
Product: E3 ubiquitin-protein ligase HECW2-like
Exons: 11
Coding region: 1-1332 (443 amino acids)
Biological process (GO): regulation of dendrite morphogenesis
Molecular function (GO): ubiquitin-protein transferase activity
Source: RefSeq, a predicted model, not a curated record
AUGAUAUGGGGGUUUGUUACGAAGGCCUUCGGGAUUUUAUUCAGUCUCCUUUUCGAGCAAGAAAUAAUGAGCUAUGUGCCCACUCAGCAGACCCAUUCAAGCACCCCUCAAGCCCUUACGGUUCUCAACCAAAGAGGCCCCUGCAGAGGACCAGCUCCUUACAGGAGAGACUUCGAGGCUAAAUUGAGGGCUUUUUAUAGGAAAUUGGAGAGCAAGGGAUACGGACAAGGACCUCAUAAGUUGAAGUUGCACAUCAGAAGAUCCCGUCUCCUGGAGGACGCCUUCAGGCGAGUCAUGUCCUGCGCCAAGAAAGAUCUCCAAAAGGGUCGUCUGGCAGUUUUAUGGGACGGCGAAGAAGGGUUGGAUUAUGGAGGACCUUCCAGGGAAUUUUUCUUCCUGCUGUCGAGGGAAUUGUUCAAUCCUUACUAUGGUUUGUUCGAAUAUUCCGCCAAUGAUACUUACACAGUACAAGUGUCACCAGCAAGCGCCUAUGUAGAUAAUUGUCACGAUUGGUUUCGUUUUAGUGGCAGAGUCUUAGGCUUGGCCUUAGUGCACCAGUAUCUCCUGGACGCCUUUUUUACCAGGCCGUUCUACAAGGCGCUCUUAAGGCUACCAGUAGCCUUGAGCGAUUUAGAAUCCUUAGACAGCGAAUUCCACCAAUCCUUACAGUGGAUCCGAGAGAACGACCUGGGCCAAGGUGGCACUGGAGGUGCUCUUGAGUUGAAUUUCUGUGUAACCGAAGAACUUCUAGGACGAGUCGUCGAAAGAGAGUUGAAACCUGGUGGUAAACACGUCCAGGUCACAGAAAAGAACAAAAAAGAAUAUUUAGAAAGAAUGGUGAGAUGGAGACUGGAACGCGGUGUUGCUGAACAGACGGAAUCUUUAGUUCGCGGAUUUUAUGAAGUUGUUGACGCCAGAUUGGUUUCUGUUUUUGAUGCCCGGGAACUGGAAUUGGUCAUUGCUGGUACUGCAGAAAUUGACGUUCUGGAUUGGCGGCAAAAUACGGAAUAUAGAAGUGGAUAUCAUGACGCACAUCAGGUCAUUUUAUGGUUCUGGCAAGUCAUCGAGGAACGUUUCACAAAUGAGCAAAGAUUAAGACUUUUACAAUUUGUUACUGGAACCAGCAGUAUACCUUAUGAAGGAUUUAGCUCGUUGAGAGGCUCCACUGGCCCUAGAAGGUUCUGCAUAGAAAAAUGGGGCAAACCAAACAGUUUGCCCAGGGCUCACACUUGUUUCAAUCGCUUGGACCUGCCUCCUUAUGCCACUCCAGAGGUUUUGCAUGAGAAACUGCUUUUGGCUGUUGAAGAGACCAAUACAUUUGGAAUUGAAUAAUUCAGAUAAGAUAAUUAGAUUAAUUAUAGAUGAUUAUAUAUGGAGAAGUUGGAAGGUGAGUUCUAUUGCUAAUUUUGCUGAUGAUGACAUGAAACCAAAGUCUUGAAGUGGUAGUGGAUGGUAAUAUUAUUUAAUACAUUUAGUAAAAGGCUAUUUAUAUAUAUAAUAUUUUAUUUACAAAUAACUUUUUUAACUCAAAUUUAAUGUCAUCACUUGUUAU